AUGUCGGCCUUCUCAUUAUCGAGGACCGAGAGUCCACAGGCUUUCGUCUCGAGCUUCGCCCCACGCGUUCGCACAUACCAGAACUCGCUGCUAACGCCAGCCAUCCAACCACAAAAUGCCAUCGCUCCUCUGCGCACGACGAAGCGCGGUACCACGGCCAUCAACUACUCCGAGGAGUUUGAGAACGACAGUCUGGUUGAAGAUAGCGAUGCACCCCGACGACCCACCGGUCUGCGCAGUCUGCGCCAAAACGAGUCUCAGACAGUUGUCACCACUGGAGCCGUACAAUCGACCGAGCUGACGAGUGCCGUCGACGUCCAAGGCAUCUGGCGCGAGUGGAUGGGCAAGCCCAAGAAGGCCAUGACAGAAAGACAGGUCAUGCUGCAAGCACAACUUCCCCUCAACCUCGUCCCCAUCCGCAUCGACCUCAGUGUCAGCCCCUUCCAACCAGAGGCUCCUCUCCCCAAGCCCAACAAUGCGCGCGAGCUCGGUGUUGACGAGAACUCGCCUGCAUACAAGGCGCCCGACGUGACUCCCGAGUUCCGCAUCAAGGACAGCUUCCUCUGGAAUCUCCACGAGUCCCUCAUGACGCCCGAUCAAUUCGCAAAGGUCUUUGUCGACGAGCUGGAUUUCCCCUUGGAACGUCGUCCUGCUCUGGCCCUGCAGGUCUCACAGCAGAUCCGUACACAACUAGAAGAACAUGCUGCUGUCGUCAUGCACCCACUAUUCAACCCUGCCUCCAACCCUACCGAGACCCGCAACAUCUCGAUGCGCCCUCCCAUCUCGCGCGAAGUCUCUUCCACACCCUUCGCACACACCCCAUCUGCACAACAACCGCAGACGAACGGUGUCAACACUCCCAAUGCCGCCCAAACACCCUUGCCCAACGACGCUAAUGUCUCCGCCGUUGCUCAACCUCUACCACCCUCCUCCGUACACAACCCCGACGACGCCCACCGCUGCAUCAUCUCGCUCUCGAUCAACCUUAUGAAUAGACUUUAUACCGACAAGUUCGAGUGGUCACUCAUGCACCCGGCUGGCUUCCCUGAAAUCUUCGCUAAACAGACUUGCGCCGAUCUUGGUCUGUCAGGAGAAUGGGUACCUGCCCUAGCCCACGCCAUAUACGAAGCUGUCUUGAAGCUCAAGAAAGACUACUGUGAAGCCAACGGCACACUGCUCGGUGUCAUUGGCAGUGGUGUUGAUGCCUGGGGUCAGAUCGAUAACGAGGCCGCCGAAGUACACGGUGAUGGCUCGCUAGCGAUAGGAGAGGCCGCUGGCUGGCGCUUCGACAACGAUGAUCUGGGAGCCGAAUGGCAACCGCGUGUUGAAGUGUUGAGCAAGGACGAGAUCGAAAAGCGCGAAGGUGACCGCGAACGCCAGAUCCGCAGACAGAGACGUGAGAUGGCUGCACGCGCUACAGCUGGCUUUGCACCACCGCCUGCUUUGGCAAACGAUUACUUUGGGUCUCAGGCAGGCGCUGGUGACGAGGAGAGAAUGGGCAGAGGAGAGAGAAGCAAGAAGAAGAGACGUUUCCGCAGUCUCAGUCCCUCAGGCCGCGAGACACCUGACUUUACUGCUGCCUUUGGUGGUGAGCAGGGCAAGUUGACAGAGUCGGAGCGUCCUGCCUGGCAGUGCAGUCACUGUCGUAUUGGCGGGAGUGCUGUCUGGGCUGUCCGCGACGGACCCAGUGGACCUAGAUCACUCUGCAACAACUGCGGUCUUCUCUACGAACGCGACAAGCGUCUACCACCCUGGGCCAAGGAUCUCUACCUGAUCGAACAGCCCAAACCCAGCAGCCCCCACCUGCGCCACCAACUCUCAGAUCUGCCAGACGCAUACGCGGCCACAGUGCGCGGAGGCGGCCCCAGCAUGUUCGAAGACUAUGCAGUCGAAGGCGAAGAUUUGGACUGGACCAAAGUCACGGACCCGCGCGAGAGGAAACGCCUGCAGAAUAUCAUCAAUGGCCGCAAGUAUCGUGAGAGGAGGUUGGCUGCCGAGGCUGCCGCUGCCGCUGCCGCGGGUGCGAGUCCGGCGCCUAUGAGGUAG
This is a messenger RNA of Aureobasidium uvarum, 2046 nucleotides long. Lineage: Eukaryota; Fungi; Ascomycota; Dothideomycetes; Dothideales; Saccotheciaceae. The record is from the annotation of a GenBank genome assembly.